AUGUACCUCCCAUCACCAGUGCUAACACCCUCCCCAUCGCCAGUGCCAACACCCUCCCCAUCGCCAGUGCCAACACCCUCCCCAUCGCCAGUGCCAACACCCUCCCCAUCGCCAGUGCCAACACCCUCCCCAUCGCCAGUGCCAACACCCUCCCCAUCGCCAGUGCCAACACCCUCCCCAUCGCCAGUGCCAACACCCUCCCCAUCGCCAGUGCCAACACCCUCCCCAUCGCCAGUGCCCACAGCCUCCCCACCUCCUCCCUCACCAACUCCUAAACCAGAUCAUCUCAACGCAGCAUCCAAGGCAGAGAAUAGGGACCCAGAAGGAGAAGCAGCUGCUGCAGCAGCUGCGGCUGUGGCUGCAGGAGCAGCGGAAUGGGUGAAGGAGAGAGACGUGGUGGUGGAGAUGGAGGCAGUAAAGCCACAUGUGUGCCAGAAGUUCACUCUGGAAGAGCUUGCAAGCGCAACGGGAGACUGGGCAGAGGGAAACAGGAUUGGAAGCGGCAGCUUUGGAGAUGUGUACAAGGGCGUGUCAGUGCAUGAACCCAAUGAAAUGUGGGCUGUGAAGCGAUCCAGGGUCCUAUCCAGUGACUUCCUUACUGAGGUGAAGGAGAUGGCCAGUAAGCACCACCCCAACCUGGUGCGGCUGUUGGGCUUCUGUGUGCACUAUGAUUCCAGCACGGGCCAGAUUGAGCAAGUGCUCGUGUAUGAGUUCAUGGCCAACCGGGACUUGGAGAGCUGGAUUGGAUCAGAUGCCGUUACAGUCUUCAAGGACCCCUACUUGGACGCACCAGAUGACUUGGUGCUGCGCUGGGCUCGCCUUGCCCUCUCCUGCACCACCAUGCCUGCGGCCUCCCGCCCCUCCAUGAAUCAAGUGCUGGGGGAGCUGGUGAAGUUGAAGCAGGAAGCUUCUGGAGCACAUGAGAGCCAUGUGGGCGAGGCCAAAUCUCGCUUGGACACGGAGCUUGGGAGUUCCAUUGGCUCCUCCAGCUUCACUGCUGAAAUGGCCCGUGCGGAGCGAGGGGACAUGCCAAGUGGCUUUUCCACAUAA
Molecule: messenger RNA, 1050 nt
Organism: Closterium sp. NIES-65
Lineage: Eukaryota; Viridiplantae; Streptophyta; Zygnematophyceae; Desmidiales; Closteriaceae
Source: the annotation of a GenBank genome assembly